UACAUAAUAAGUGUUUUGACAUUGAAUGUUAUAGGCUGUUUAAGAGUGCAAAGGGUGCUGUAGUAACAUUACACAAAGAUGUUUUCCAUCAAUAAUGUACAAAACAAUUUGGCCUAGUUCAUCUGAUAAAUGUUGCUCAAUUAAUAUUGAAAGAGGAUGGGAGUUAUUCAUAUUCCUUUGAAUCCAGAACUCGGCUGCAGAUUUAUGAGAACUCUAAGUUUUAUCAGUGCAGCUCUGUUACUGAUUCAUGAAGCCAAAGCCAGAUUAUUCUGUGAAAAAUGAGACGUUUCCACGCCGACAAUUUUUUGUUCUGAGUUUUCCUCUCAAAACUGCUUUGACCUUGCAGUUAAUGAUUUGUUUUGCUUGAAGUUCUAUCUGGAUUAAACAAGGACCUUGACUUUUCCAAACAGCUUACGAAUGGAACAUUUGGCUUAGGAUACUACCGUUAGCAAGGAACCAUGAUCAAGAGAUGCCUGUUCAAAGACAACAACACUAAAAAAAGAGCAGAUGGCAAGAUGAAUAACAGUGACAGACAUCAAGAAAAUGGCUGCCACUUCUCAGUAGUAAUUCAGUAGCCUGCUGAUGUCAGUAGCCAUUCUGUGGCCUAAAGCUGUUCUGUUUUAAACAGAUAAAUGUACGUGUCACGACAAUGGAUGCAGAGCUGGAGUUUGCCAUCCAGCCUAGCACUACAGGCAAACAACUCUUUGACCAAAUUGUCAAGACAAUUGGGUUGAGAGAGAUCUGGUUCUUCGGGCUCCAGUAUCAAGACAGCAAGGGAUUCUCGACAUGGCUCAAGCUCAAUAAGCGGGUUACAGCCCAGGACGUCAGGAAAGAGAACCCACUUCUGAUCAAGUUCCGGGCCAAGUUCUACCCUGAGGACGUAGCCGAAGAGCUCAUACAGGAGGCCACACAGCGGCAGUUCUUCCUCCAGGUGAAAGAGGGCAUCCUCAACGAUGACAUCUACUGCCCCCCGGAGACCGCUGUACUGCUGGCCUCCUAUGCUGUGCAGACCAAAUACGCAGACUACAACAAGGACUACCACAUCCCUGGCUACCUAUGCAGGGACAAGCUGCUCCCUCAGAGAGUGCUGGAACAGCACAAACUGACCAAGGAACAGUGGGAGGAACGUAUCAUGGUCUGGCACAGACAGCAUAAGGGCGUGCUGAGGGAGGACGCCAUGGUGGAAUACCUGAAGAUUGCCCAGGACCUGGAGAUGUAUGGGGUGAAUUACUUCAGUAUUAAGAACAAGAAGGGCUCUGAGCUUUGGCUGGGAGUUGAUGCCUUGGGACUCAACAUUUACGAGCGUUCAGACAAGCUGACGCCCAAAAUUGGAUUCCCAUGGAGCGAGAUAAGGAACAUUUCCUUCAACGACAAGAAGUUUGUCAUAAAGCCAAUUGACAAAAAAUCUCCAGACUUUGUGUUCUACGCUCCCCGACUGCGCAUCAACAAGCGCAUCCUGGCGCUGUGCAUGGGCAACCACGACCUGUACAUGCGCAGACGCAAACCCGACACCAUCGAGGUGCAGCAGAUGAAGGCUCAGGCCAGGGAGGAGAAGACCAAGAGACAACAGGAGAGAGCCCUUUUGGAGAACGAGAAGAAGAAGAGAGAGAAUGCAGAGAAGGAGACGGAGAAGAUCGCCCGGGAGACCAUGGAGCUGAUGGAGAGACUGAGACAGAUCGAGGAACAAACGAAAAAAGCCCAGGAGGAGCUGGAGGAGCAGACCAAGCGAGCCCUGGAGCUGGAGAAGGAGCGUAAGUUCGCCCAGGAGGAGGCCGAGCGUCUGGACAAGGACCGGCGUCUGGCAGAGGAGGCCAAGACUGCACUGCUGCAGCAGUCCGAGAGCCAGCUCAAGAACCAGGAGAACCUGGCCACAGAGCUCGCUGCACUCACUUCAAAGAUCUCCCUCCUCGAGGACGCCAAGAAGAAGAAGGAGGAUGAGGCCCGCAAGUGGCAGAAAAGGGCUUAUCUGUUUGAGAGUGACCUGGAGAGGAUGAAAGAGAAGUUGAAGAGUAAGCUAAUGGGCGUCCACAUCCAGGAGCUGCACCAGGCGGAGAACGACCAUGAGGAGAACGACGAGAGCAGCGCCGAGGCCAGCGCCGAGCUGACCGCCACCGGGACGUGCCGCGACCGCAGCGAAGAGGAGCGCAUGACCGAGGCCCGCAAGAACGAGCGUCUCCAGAAACGCCUGCUGGCGCUAAGCUCCGAGCUGGCCGACGCUCGUGACGAGAGCAAGAAGACCCCGAAUGACCUGAUCCACGACGAGAACGUGAAGGCGGGCAGAGACAAAUACAAGACCCUGCGUCAGAUUCGGCAAGGCAACACAAAGCAGCGCAUCGACGAGUUUGAGUCCAUGUAAUGGCACUGUGAGAGUCGAUUGCAUUGCGACUAUGACCGUGUAUGAUGUAG
Alosa sapidissima (American shad) is the source of this 2406-nucleotide messenger RNA. It is a transcript of the gene msnb, whose product is annotated as moesin b. NCBI's taxonomy places the organism in Eukaryota, Metazoa, Chordata, Actinopteri, Clupeiformes, Clupeidae. Gene Ontology annotation, cellular component: microvillus; plasma membrane; cytoskeleton. Gene Ontology annotation, molecular function: cell adhesion molecule binding; actin binding. The record is from RefSeq and is a predicted model, not a curated record. Gene Ontology annotation, biological process: regulation of organelle assembly; regulation of cell shape; positive regulation of early endosome to late endosome transport. Bases 650 to 2356 code for a protein of 568 amino acids. The transcript has 13 exons.